AUGGCAUAUCCCCAGCAACGAAUGCCUCCUCCGCGAGGACCGCCCUCCGCACCGGGCUACCGAUCGCAAGGAUCUGGCGGUUACAAUCCGAGUGCUCCUGGAAAUGGGUACGGCGGCUAUGGAGGCAGCGGCUCUGACUACGGUGGCGCAUCUGCAUAUCCUCGUUCAGGACCACCAAAGUCACGCCCUCCGCCUGCUCAAGGACCGUAUAACGGGGCCGGUGGUCCACCACCACCAAGAGGUCUCCCGUCAAGCCGAGCGCGACCCGAUUACGGGCCCGGACAACGAGGACCACCCUCUGUACGAGGGCCACCUUCCGGGCGCAUUCCACCUGCGCGAGGACCGCCGCCUGGUCGGGGACCGCCGCCGCCUCAUCGAGGAGCGCCAAUGGGGCGUCCUCCCGCUCAACGUAGGCCACCUCCUGGCGAUCCGUAUGGAUAUGCUGCCAAUGGUCCCCCGUCGCGACGCCGGGGCUCAGACGACCACGGACUGGAAAGACAGAUGGGGGACAUGAGCAUUGCCUCGCCGCCUACUCGGCCGCACACCUCUAAUUCUUCUCGCGCACCUAGAGGGUACCCCAAUGACGGGUUCUACCUGGAUCCUGGCCAGCAGAAUGGUGGCUCUGGCUUUCCGGUGCCGCCUCAGCGUUCAUACACCGAUGCAAACGUUCCUCCGCCUAUCAAGAUACCGCAAAGAAGCGCCACAACGCCUUCCCAAUAUACCCCUCCCUUACGAUCGCCAAAAUAUCCCGGUCAGGCUACCUAUACCGAGCCUACUGACUACGCAGAACCACCAGCACCCGCAUUCGCAAAUAAUUCACUGGCGCCGACUUCGGCGUAUGGCGACGAGGUGAAAUACAAAACUUUUAGCACGUAUGUACACCACAACGUGUUCGCGGAUUACUUCAAAGACCAAGAUGGCGAGGACCCCGAGGGAGAGGCAGAGCAAGCGGAAGACGAUGAGCUGGAUAUGCCCAAUUUCGAUGCGAUGCCAUCAACGGAGCCGGUACAUCGCCGCAAUGCAAGCCUUGAAAACCAUUUGACGUCUGAAAAACAGCCUGGUGGUGGUGAUGGUGGUAGUGGAUAUGCAGCUUAUAGGGACCCCACCCCAACAGAGGAGGGCAAUCAAUUUGCAAAUGCCGGUUUUCACUUUGACCUGCCGGCUGAUAAUGCUGCCAACAACGGGAUGAACAAUAGUUACCGCAACGGCAGUGUCCAUGGCUCGGAUAGAACUCUAUCUAUGGGAUCUUAUGGAAAACCCGCUCCAUAUCGCCACAACCAGCAGCAGCAGGCCGAGGCUUAUGGUGCAGCGCCGAACGGUAACCCUGAAACUCAAAACCCGGAUGCUCUUCCUGCUCACCCAUUACCUUAUCGCGCUGGUCUGGAUCAAAUGCCAGCGGAGCGACCAGCGCCAGUUCGACAAUAUGGUGGGCCGCCUUCAGUGCAACAACCAGACCCCUCGAAUGGUGCUCCGGUUUCGCCUAACGGCCGUCCAGAGUCUCCACCCCUAACACAGACGGAACUUGAGAGAUUACAUCUGAUAGUCCGGCGCAACCCCGACGAUCACAAAACGGCAUUGAAACUAGCCAAGAAGUAUGUCGAAGCUUCAACGCGUCUGGUCGGUGAAGAAGGUCGCGUAGAUCCUAAAACGAGGGCUAGAAACAGGGACAAGUAUAUCAGCGAUGCGUCCAAGAUUGUGAAGAGAUUGGUCCAUGACGGAUAUCCCGAAGCGAUGUUUUACAUGGCAGAUUGCUAUGGAAGCGGGGGGCUAGGCCUGCAAUCUGAUCCGAAAGAGGCUUUUUCACUGUAUCAAUCGGCUGCCAAAGCAGGGCACGCCGAGGCGGCGUAUCGCACAGCCGUGUGCUGCGAACUCGGCCAAGAGGAAGGAGGUGGCACGAGAAGGGAUGCUGUCAAGGCAGUACAAUGGUACCGCCGUGCUGCAGCACUGGGGAACACGCCCGCCAUGUACAAGAUGGGAAUAAUAUUGCUAAAGGGACUCCUUGGACAACAGAAAAAUCCUCGCGAGGCUGUCACGUGGCUGAAACGGGCGGCGGAUGGAGCCGAUGAAGAAAACCCGCACGCUCUGCACGAGCUGGCAUUGAUGUACGAGAGUUCGUCUAACUCUGACUUUGUCGUUCGUAACGAGGAAUAUUCUCGAGACUUGUUCACAAAGGCUGCCGAGCUCGGCUACAAGUUCUCACAGUACCGCCUCGGCACGGCAUAUGAGAAUGGGCUCAUGGGUCUGCCUGUUGAUGCGCGCAUGAGCAUCAUAUGGUAUACCCGUGCAGCUGCCCAGGGCGAACACCAGUCCGAACUGGCCCUGAGUGGAUGGUAUCUGACCGGUGCGGAGGGCAUUUUGCAGCAAAGUGAUACCGAGGCGUAUCUGUGGGCGCGUAAAGCCGCGGCUGCCGGACUAGCGAAGGCCGAAUAUGCCAUGGGCUACUUUACUGAGGUUGGGAUUGGUGUGCCAUCAAAUCUGGAAGAUGCACAGCGAUGGUACUGGCGGGCAGCCUCCCAGAACUUUGACAAAGCCCGAGAACGCCUCGAAGAGCUGAAAAAGGGCAGUGGCCGCAUGCAAAAGACUCGCGUCUCUCGAUCAGCUGUUGCCCAGCAGCAGCAACAGGGCGAUUGUAUCCUGAUGUAG
Messenger RNA from Talaromyces atroroseus, 2643 nucleotides. RefSeq lists its product as hypothetical. Gene Ontology annotation, molecular function: protein binding. Bases 1 to 2643 code for a protein of 880 amino acids. NCBI's taxonomy places the organism in Eukaryota, Fungi, Ascomycota, Eurotiomycetes, Eurotiales, Trichocomaceae. The transcript is spliced from 2 exons. The record is from RefSeq and is a predicted model, not a curated record.